Oncorhynchus masou masou (cherry salmon) is the source of this 903-nucleotide messenger RNA. RefSeq names its product tetra-peptide repeat homeobox protein 1-like. The record is from RefSeq and is a predicted model, not a curated record. The coding region runs from base 1 to 903 and encodes 300 amino acids. The transcript has a single exon. NCBI's taxonomy places the organism in Eukaryota, Metazoa, Chordata, Actinopteri, Salmoniformes, Salmonidae.
AUGGCAUCACUCUCUGGAACUCACCUGGUCCACCUGUGCCUGCUGGCCUGGUCUUACCUGGGCCUGUCAGAGGUCUCUAACUGCCGCCAGGGGACCACACAGGGGACCACCCAGGGGACCACACAGGGGACCACCCCAGGGGACCACCCUGGGGACCACCCAGGGGACCACUCAGGGGACCACCCAGGGGACCACCCAGGGGACCUCCCAGGGGACCACACAGGGGACCACCCAGGGGACAUCCCAGGGGACCAUUCAGGGGACCACACAGGGGACCACCCAGGGGACCAUUCAGGGGACCACCCAGGGGACCACCCUGGGGACCAUCCAGGGGACCACCCCAGGGGACCAUCCUGGGGACCACCCCAGGGGACCAUCCAGGGGACCACCCCAGGGCACCAUCCUGGGGACCACCCCAGGGGACCAUCCAGGGGAACACCCCAGGGGACCAUCCUGGGGACCACCCCAGGGGACCAUCCAGGGGACCACCCCAGGGGACCAUCCAGGGGACCACCCCAGGGGACCAUCCAGGGGACCAUCCUGGGGACCAUUCAGGGGACCACCCUGGGGACCAUCCUGGGGACCACCCCAGGGGACCAUCCAGGGGACCAUCCAGGGGACCAUUCAGGGGACCACCCUGGGGACCAUCCUGGGGAACAUCCCAGGGGACCAUCCUGGGGACCACCCCAGGGGACCAUCCAGGGGACCACCCCAGGGGACCACCCCAGGGGACCAUCCAGGGGACCAUCCUGGGGACCACCCCAGGGGACCAUCCAGGGGACCACCCCAGGGGACCACCCAGGGGACCAUCCAGGGGACCACCCAGGGGACCAUCCAGGGGACCACCCCAGGGGACCAUCCAGGGGUGCAACAACGCUGCCUUUGUUCCUGGCCACAUCCUAG